This is a messenger RNA of Salvelinus namaycush (lake trout), 4621 nucleotides long. It is a transcript of the gene tmc6b, whose product is annotated as transmembrane channel-like 6b. Gene Ontology annotation, cellular component: plasma membrane. The transcript is spliced from 22 exons. Gene Ontology annotation, molecular function: mechanosensitive monoatomic ion channel activity. Lineage: Eukaryota; Metazoa; Chordata; Actinopteri; Salmoniformes; Salmonidae. The record is from RefSeq and is a predicted model, not a curated record. The coding region runs from base 646 to 3174 and encodes 842 amino acids.
CUACUGUGUUCCGCUUCCUGAUCUUACACACACAUGCUCGCACACACACACUCAUAUGCGCACACGCACUUACAAAGUCACUAAACGAUGUACACACAUUCACUCAGAGCUCCCUUCAAACACACAUUCACACACUCCCCACCCAAUAUCAGCCUCGCAUCAGCCCCUCUCUGUUUCCUCCUCUCCCUCUCUCUCUCUGUGUUUCUCUCUCCUCUCUACCUUAGAUACAUCAUCCUCCCCUAUAGGUUGACUUGUUACUACAUUAGAACUGAUCUAAGACCUGUGGAUAAGCUGCAGCUUCUGCCUUCAGGUCUCAGGAAAUCACAUGACAGGAAACAGAGAUGGGUGUUGCGUUAUUGAGUCUGUUGUUGAGAACGAAGACACACACACACGCAUACACACAAAUUCACACUUACAUACAUACACACUGCUAACAGACCUGACUGGACUAGGUCGAAGAGAAGCGGAAUGGAGAGGGUCCAGAGCAGGUAGUUUUUGCAACACUAUGCUAGGAGAGUGGAGAGGCGUGACUAAGCGGACAAGGGUGUGACCCUUCUCUGUGAUUGGUGGACAGAGAUUGAUGGUUGACAGACAGACGGAUAAAGAGAACGAGACAGACAGGAGAGGAGAGACGGAGAGAGAGAGAUGGCUCACAACGUCAACUUUGACCUGACUGCUCAACACAUGGAGGCUGGCCUGGAGAGCCCAGCGGAUGAAGAGGGGGUCCAUGACUCCUUUAACCAGCUGAUAGAGGAUCAGAGACAGGAAGCCUUUGAGCUGCAGGAACUACAGAGAGACCUGGACGAGGAGGAAAGAGACAGUGUAGCGUACCUGUCCAGCCCUGGUCGGGAGAUGUGGCGUGGGAGCCAGGGGAGAGGUGAGGAGGAGGAGGAGGAGGGGAGACAGUUAGACCCCCUUAUAGAGGAACGCUGGUCCUCCGCCACCCUCAAAGUCCUCUCCUCCAUGCCCAGCCGCACCAUCGGUCGUAGUCGAGGUGCUAUUAUCUCUCAGUACUAUAACAAGACCAUGAAGUUGAGAAGACGCAGACAGAGCAGGCCUUCCAUAAAAGACUUUUCCCGCUCCGCACGGCCCAGUAUCCGUGGUUACGGCAUGGAGUCAGACUGCAUGGAGACCGAGGGCGUGGAUGAGGAGGGGCGUAAGCGUGACCAACUGGUCAACAACCUUCAGAACCUCUCUCUGAGUGACCGGGUCAGGAUGCUGCGAGCCAUGCCUCUCUCUGUGGCAGAGAAGAGUGAACUCAGGAGGUUGGCUGGCAGGAAGGGUCAACGCUCCAAUCACAGUCAGAUCCCGUGCUGCAGCCAGCUCAAGUAUCACAUCAUCAUCGCUCUGAGACAGAGCUGGUACAGCUGUCUCUCCUUCCUCCACUCCCUACAGCUGUGGCAGGUGGCGCUGAAGAGGGUGAGCGGUCGUUUCGGCACCGGCGUCCUCUCUUACUUCCUGUUCGUCAAGACCCUCCUCUUCUUCAACAUCUUCCUGUUCCUGGUCACGGGUUUGUUCCUGGCCCUGCCCCAGGCAGUACACCCCCCCACGUUAACCCAGGGACACGAAGCCUUCUCUGGGCUGGAGCUGCUCACUGGAGGGGGUUAUUUCUCAGACUCAGUGAUGUACUAUGGUUACUAUAGUAACUCUACCCUGUAUAAGGACUGUAGAGUCACUAGUAGCAGUAUGGACCAGCAGCCCAGUCCCUCUGUAUCUAGAAGGACAAUGGAAACAGACUGUGGAGUGAAGCUGUCCUAUAACAUGCCCCUGGCAUACUUCUUCACCAUAGGAGUGGCUUUCUUCAUCACCUGCAUCAUCCUCGUCUACAGCAUGUCCAAGUCGUUUGGGCAGAGCUUCCGUAUAGACAAGUCACAUGGUAUCCUGGCGAUGAAGGUCUUCUGUUCCUGGGACUUUAAAGUCAUCAAGAAGACCUCCGUCAAACUCCGCUCUGAAAACAUCUGCACUCAACUCAGGGAGUUGUUAGAGGAGACUAGUCGUAAGCAUGUCCAGAAGACUGUGUGUCAGAGAACAGGACGUGUGUUAGUACAUGUUCUGGCGUGGUUCAUCUGUAUAGGCAGUACAGUGGCCUGUGUUCUAGCUCUCUACUACUUCUCUGAGUACAUGCACAAGGACCUCCAGUACAGAUCUCGUAUUCCCACUAAGGACCCUCUCCUGAAGGAAGCCAGUCUGUUAGCCCUGCCGGUCGUAGUGUCUCUCAUCAACCUCCUGCUCCCUGGUCUCUUCAACGCUACUGCCUGGAUGGAGGAGUACGACUCGCCCAGCGUAAACACAUACGUCGCCAUCAGCAGGAACCUGAUGUUGAAAGUGAGCGUGCUCGUAGUGCUGUGCUUCCAUUGGCUGGGCCGGAUCGCUUCUGACCCCCACAGCAUCGGCCUGCAGUGCUGGGAGAGUUUUGUAGGACAAGAGCUGUACCGUUUCCUUCUCAUGGACUUCAUCUUUACCAUACUGGACACCUGCUUUGGAGAGUUCCUCUGGAGGUUGUUUUCUCAGAGGGUGUUGAAGAGGAAAAGAAAGCCUGUGUUUGACAUCUCCAGGAACGUGUUGGAACUCAUCUACGGACAGACACUGGCCUGGUUGGGGGUGUUGUUCACUCCUCUGCUUCCUGCUGUACAGAUCAUCAAACUGCUGCUUCUCUUCUACAUGAAGCAGACUAGUGUGAUGAUGAACUGCCAGUCCCCUAGGAAGCCCUAUAGAGCCAGUCAGAUGAGCACCAUCUUCAUCACUCUCCUCUGCUGCCCUUCCUUCCUGGGGGCUGCUGUUUGUGUCAGCUACACCAUGUGGAGUAUCCGUCCGUCUGAGUCAUGCGGGCCGUUCCGUAGCCUGUCCACUAUGUUCCAGUCAGGGAAGCUGUGGGUGAAGGAGUUGGAGACACACAACCCUAACCUGGCCUGGUUAGCCUGGGCUCACAGCUACAUAGUGGAGAACCCUCUGUUUCUGUUCCUGGCUGCUGGGAUCUUCCUGAUAGUGAUUUACUUCAACACCCAGGUGGUGGAUGGACAGAGGAAGAUUAUCAGUCUGCUGCAGGAGCAAAUAGAAAACGAGGGGGAGGAUAAGAAGUUCCUGAUCACUCGUCUCCAGGCCAUCCACCAGCAGAAACGACCCCUCUCCCCUCGCAGACUCACCAGUCAGGCCAGUCAGGAUUCCAACAGCUAGCAUUCCAACUACUGAAACAGCAUUCUCUCCUUUCUCCGUGGAGGGAAUAUCUCAGUAAAUCUCUGAAUAUCCUUUGGAAAAUGUUCUGAAUGGACCAACCUGGAUGUAGCUCUCCUCUCCUGCCUCUGGGAAGAGCUGUUAAGGAAUUCUUCAACUGGAGAACUAUUCUCUGAGGAUGUCGUCUUUCCCAGGAAGCUGAGUUGGGACUGGGACGAGAAAGGAAUUUACUUCUUUACAAUAACAAAUCCCACAUACGCCAAAAUAUGAUUCUGAUAGGAUCCACACUCUUUCCCAGGAAUCUGGUCCUUAUAAGGAUUGGGAAUAGGAUUGGGAAUGGGACAAAGCAGGUUUUCCCUCUUCCAACAACAGGCUACACCUCAUAGGGAAAGACCACUGUCUUUAUAGGAUCUUACUAUGGCCAAGCCAUAGGCUACACCUUACUGUAACUAGGCUACACCUUACUGUAACUAGGCUACAUCUUACUGUAACUAGGCUACAUCUUACUGUAACUAGGCUACACCUUACUGUAACUAGGCUACACCUUACUGUAACUAGGCUACAUAGGAAAAUACCACUGAGUUUAUAUGAACUUACUAUGGCCAAGCCAUAAGCUACACCUUACUGUUUAUUCUUCAUAUAAUAUGACAGGACAUGCCACUGUCACAAAACAAUGGUUUAUCGAAGCUCAAUACUUUCAGCCAAGGAUCUUUGUCCUUUUUUAAAAGUUGGAUUGGAACCCCUGGUCAUGAGAGAGGAUGUAGGGGUGAAGAGGUGAGGAAACGAGACUGGGAUACGGUCUGCUUGUAGGGACACAGAACUGAAUGCGUUUUUUACAAACAAUAUUUUUUGUAAAAAAAAUUUUUUUAUUUUUUUCUUUGAAUAGGGAACAUAUCAAAUGCCAAGAAGCUGCCAACAUUGCACAAAGGAUUACAACAGUGGCAUUGUUAAGCAGGGUGAAUUCUGUGAAAUAUAGGAAUUGUAUUUUUUAAUUGUAAAUAGUAUGUUUUUUUUUUAAAUUACUUUAAUGUUUUUAUUGUAUAAACUGGUAUUUUGUCAACAGCCCUUUCAUACCAACUGUGAACAAAUAGGGUAUUUCUUUCCGUUUCUGAUAUAAAAUGUUUUUGAUAUGUUUUUAUGUUAAUUGGUGGUCAGUCUCAUCUCUGCUUCUGAAAUGGCACUCUUCCCUACAUAGUGCACAACUUUAUAGGGCGCUGGUCUUAAGUAGUGCACUAUGUAGAGAAUAGGGUACCUUUUUGGAUGCAUCCUCUGUUUACUGUCUCUGUAGGAGGAAUCCACCUCUUAGUAUCGGGUGAUCUGAUUGGUUCGUUCAAACAGGAAAUGGUCUUAGAAGAUCAACCACUGGAACAGUACGUUAUUUGAAUCUCUUUUUGUUUUUAAGUUGUUUUAUUGUUUGUUUAUUUUAUACGUCAUUAAAUGUUUUACCAUA